UCAAUGGGUACUACAUGUUCCUCUGAAAAAUUUAAAAUUUCCCCAACUGCAUCUACUUGUGAACUCUUAAGCUGUGAUCACCCUCUCAUUUUAGUGGCUCAUCAAUGCAUUUAAAACAUUGAUUUAAUAGGAGAAUUAGAAGCUGCACCAAUUGUUGUUCAACAAUAUAGCAAGAAACUUAAAGAUUCUAGUUAAGUACUUAAACCUGCAUUGGAAAGAUUAGAGAAUGAAGAACAGAAUUUUCUUAAGAUCUGGAAUCUGAUUGUUUCAAUAUUAAAAAAUGUUUCUUCUCUAAUAAAGGCAGCUUUGUAAGACCCUUUAUUUAUUGAAUAUCUUCCUAUUAUCUCCUAUAACCUUAAAGAAUAGUAAAAUGAUUUAGAGAUGCUAAUAAACCAGAAGAGAGGUCAAUAGUAGAUUAAGAGAGCUUAAUCUCAUAUUAUAUAGAGCAGAGUUAUUAGAAUUAACAAGAGACAUUAAACCGAUAAGAUUUGAA
Molecule: messenger RNA, 493 nt
Organism: Paramecium pentaurelia
Lineage: Eukaryota; Ciliophora; Oligohymenophorea; Peniculida; Parameciidae
Source: the annotation of a GenBank genome assembly